AUUUAUCCCCACACACCCACAUCAGUACAACAACAGUUGGGGCUUUCUCUCCUUCAUAUUUCUCGUUGAACAACUGUUUUACAGAGAAAUUGAAACUGGGUUUUGCUUUUUUACUUUCAAAGAUGAGCACAAGUUCUGUCAACAGCAUUCCAAAACUCAAGCUUCUGGACUUCUCUCUCAGGCUUUCUGUGAUCCCACUCAGUGUUGGAACCAUUUGGUUAACAGUGACCAAUCAACAGGAAAAUAGCAGCUAUGGGGAUUUAAAGUUCAUCAAUUUCAAUGGACUCAAAUACAUGGUGUGCAUCAGUGCCAUAUGUGGUGGAUAUGCUCUUCUUGCUGCUAUAGCCUCAUGGAUCAGAUGCUUAGUUUCCAAGGCUUGGUUUUUCUUCGUCUCUGACCAGAUUGUUGCCUACUUAAUCCUCACAUCUGGGGCAGCAGUGUCAGAGAUACUGUAUUUAGCCUACAAUGGAGAUAAGACAGUCACAUGGAGUGAAGCCUGCAAUUCAUAUGGGAAGUUCUGCUCUAGGAUGAAAGUGGCUUUGAUUCUCCAUGGCUUGGCUCUUUGUUGCUUUAUUGUUCUGUCUCUCAUAUCAGCUUUUAGAGCUUUCAGUGUGUUUCAGCCUCCUGUUUCUUCCAAAGAAGUGGAAGGAUAAAGGUCUGAGAUUGGGGGUUUGCAUUGUCAAACUAUGCUUUCAGCUCUAUAUAUGAAUGUGUGUUUUGAAUAGAUUUUAUGUAGUGAUAUUAAAUGCCGUUUUGAUCCAUCUUGAAGGGAUAAUGAAGUUGUUGUCUGUUUGUUGUUAAUGAUAAAACAGUUUGAGUCACUAUAAAUUGCAUUUUUUUGUGUGUA
This is a messenger RNA of Tripterygium wilfordii, 847 nucleotides long. Its product is annotated as CASP-like protein 2D1. Bases 123 to 653 code for a protein of 176 amino acids. The record is from RefSeq and is a predicted model, not a curated record. Lineage: Eukaryota; Viridiplantae; Streptophyta; Magnoliopsida; Celastrales; Celastraceae. The transcript is spliced from 3 exons.